UAUAUAUAUAUAUAUAUAUAUCAUUCUAAAACAUUUGUGUUUUAAUAUUAUUUAUACUACAAUACAAUAGAAUACAACUUAGCAGCAAAAAAAAAUGGCAAAUUCUCAUCCAAACUUUACAAACAAACAUUUACAUAAUCUUAAAGAAGAUGUUUUAUACCAUCUUGGAAUAUCAACAAAUUCAUUUAAUUUUGAAGAGAAAUUCGGUGAUGUCAAGUUUGUCUGUACUUGUGGUAGUGCUGGCAGAAUAAUUAAAUUUGCAACAGCUAUGGCUGAAGAAGCUGGACAGAAAACACCUCCAGAAAAUAUAGCUGGUGCAGCUGCAAGAUUUGUACUAUUCAAAGUGGAUCGAACAUUGUUUGUUGAUCAUGGCAUGGGUAUACCAUCAACAUUGAUUGCUAUACAUGAAAUUACAAAAUUAUUACAAUACGCUGGUUGUAAUGAUGUGCUGUUUAUACGUAUAGGAACAUCUGGUGGAGUAGGUGUGAAAGCUGGAACACUUGUUAUAUCUAAUAAUUGUGUUAAUACUAAAUUUGAGCCAAUUCAAGAAUUGUGUAUUCUUGGUAAAGUUGUUCGUCGUCCAACUGCUGUUGAUAUGAAUGCUGUAAACGAGCUUAAAAGUCUAGCUGAAAGUAUGAAAUUAAAAUGUGAUGUUGUUGUUGGUGCAACAAUAGCUGCAAAUGAUUUUUACGAAGAACAGGCAAGAUUAGAUGGAGCAAUCUGUUCUUUUACUGAAGAUGAAAAGAAGGCUUAUCUUAAAUCAGCUUAUGAGAAUGGAAUAAGAAAUAUAGAAAUGGAAGGAACUGGAAUCGCUGCUCAUUGUAAACAAGUUGGUUAUCGAGCUGUUCUAGUUUGUGUAACCCUGGUGAAUCGUCUUGAAGUGGAUCAAGUUUCACUUACAGAAAAAGAAUAUGCCUACUUACAAGAACUACCUGGUAUGCUGGUUGGUGAAUAUUUAAAGAAAAAUGGUGGAAUAAACAGUUCAGGUAAACCAUCGAAUAAAUCUGCUGCUGUGAAUGGGAAAAAAUAAAAAAAAAAAUAAAAAAGAUUUCUAUUUGUUUAUUUUUUGCUUUUGUUGAAUACCUAUUCACUCAUUAACAUGAACGUGUCUUCCUUAACCUUUUGUCUUAGGACUUUUAAUUUUCCUGUCUGUCUCAGGAUGUAUUAAGACAAAUUUUGAUUUUAUUCUUUUUAUUAUACUUACAUUAUUAUUAUUAUUAUUAAUAAUUCUGGGAGAAGAACUGGAUUUUCUAAAAAAGUUAUGGCCUUAUUAUUUUAAAUUUCAUAAUAUAUAUUAUAAAAAAUAUA
Messenger RNA from Trichobilharzia regenti, 1308 nucleotides. The record is from the annotation of a GenBank genome assembly. NCBI's taxonomy places the organism in Eukaryota, Metazoa, Platyhelminthes, Trematoda, Strigeidida, Schistosomatidae.